GGAUAUCGUAACAUAUAUUGACAGACUCGUUCUACGAUGAGGGACAUAACAUAACGUAUCUCCCAUCAAGUAGUGUGUCUUAGAUCACUUUGCUCGAUUAAUUUUCACGGAAAUCAAUUUAAUUGGGUGAGAAAAGGUAUUCGAGGGGCAUCGCGCAGCGUAGACACAUCUCUGUCCGCGGUGGGAAACCCAGACAGACCGUACUGAUUGGCCAGCACAUAUAUAUCUGCUUGGGGAAGAACCGAUUACUUCAAGGUUAUGCAAGUUGACGCAUUUAAACAUGUAAAGACAGUUGAUUAAAUGUGCGUUUGAGAUCGCCAGAAAUGCCAGAUGCGUACGAGAACUUUAACAUGGCGAUGCGAAGCAUGCUGACAGCCAGCGAUAUCGCGGAUAACGAGGAUCCGUACCUCCCGUCUAACGAUGUAUUUAAUAUGAAUACCCUAAGCCCAUUUAGCGGAUCUCAAGGAAAUAUGAGCGCUUCAUCUCCAUCAACAUCUCUGUCACCAGAAUACUUUUCUCCAGAUGAUUAUUUUACUAAUUUAAACAGUACCCCAGUACUUGGCGAACCGUACAUUAAGAUUUUGGUACAGCCAAUAGAAAAGUUCAGAUUCCGAUAUAAAUCCGAGAUGGUAGGAACACAUGGAAGCCUGACGGGUGUUUCGUCUCUGACAGGUAGACGAAACAAGUGUGUGCCUACAGUGCAGUUAUGUAAUUUUGCGGAUAACGCAAUAAUACGAUGUACAUUAGCUACGUCUGAUGAUUACAACAGAAUGAUACAUGCUCACAGAUUAGUGAGACGAGAAAAUAACGAAGAUGUUGACGAUCCACACGAAGUAAAAGUUUCGCGACACGAUAACCAUAGAGCCGAAUUCACAAACAUGGGCAUAAUACACACUGCGAGAAAACACAUUAAAGACGAAAUAGUUCGGAAGUUGUGUGCGGAGCAGUUGGAAGAACGUAGACGGCUUAACAAAAACGCUUCUCUCAACUUGUGUGAUGAAGCAAAAAUUAAAAUCAAUGCGGAACAUUAUCAGAGGAUCAUGAACUUAAAUAGCGUAGCUCUCCGUUUUCAAGCAUUCAUAAAAGAUGAAUUUGACAUCAUGAGACCGAUCACACAACCAGUUUACAGCCACCCAAUCAAUAAUCUGAAAAGCGCGUUGACUGGGGAAUUAAAAAUAUGUAGAAUUGAUAAAUACACCAGCAGCUGCGAAGGUGGGGAAGAAGUGUUCAUAUUUGUAGAAAAAGUCGCUAAAAAAAAUAUAAAAAUCAGAUUUUUUGAAGUGGAUGAGGAAAGUGGAGUUGAAGUUUGGUCUGAUUAUGCUCGUUUCUCAGAACUUGAUGUUCAUCAUCAGUACGCUAUGGUUUUCCGAACUCCACCCUAUAAAGAUCUAACGAUCACGUCUCCGAAAGACGUCUUUAUUCAACUGGAACGUCCUUCGGAUUCACAGUGUUCGAACGCAAUCAAGUUUGUAUACAAACCUAGUGACCGCAUGAUGGGUAGGAAGAGAACGAGAGUUUCUGACUCAAAUAGUGAGGAAUUGGCACGGAUGGCAAUUAGUAAUCAGAAUGCACCGUCGAUGACUACUACUUCAGAAGCGGUAUUACCGAAUACAAACGCACCGCUACCUAGUACGUCUUCAAAUAACAGCGAACAAAAUAGUAAUUUAUCUCAAGAUUUGCUCGAGUUGUUAGAAGAAAAAUGUCCUUCUACUGAGUUUCGGGCGUUUAUGAACAAUAUGAAUUCAGACGAGUUCUUACCACUCUAUACAGACUGCUUACAACAAAGCGGAACUCUAAUUUGUGACGGAGCACACAGUAAAACACCAAAUGUUAUUUAUGAGGACGACGAUAAACUAUUUGCUAAUAAGAUUCUGUGCAAUGCAAUAAGAGAUAUUCAGAAAAAAUCAGGAAAAACAAAAGAUAUUAUAGUCAACUUAUUCAAAGACCGAACAACUUACGGAGAUACGCCUCUACACUGUGCCCUAAGAUAUGGACAAAAAGAAACCGCAAAGAAUAUCCUGAAGCUCAUGAGCGUUUUGAAGUCAGACGCUGCCGAAUUGAUAAACAUACAAAACAGUUCUGGAAAGACUCCGUUGCAUUAUGCCGUUACGCAAAUCCAUCCGGAAAUUACGAAAGCGUUACUGAUGCUUGGCGCUGAUCCGAAUGUAGCAGAUCAUUGUGGACAAAUGCCGCUACACAAAGCUGUAAAGUGUUCAGAAGCAAGAGCAAACAUCGAUAUUUUGUUAAAUGAAAGAACAGUUAACAUUGAAGCGAACACGGAUUUAGGGUGGACACCGUUGCAGUUAGCCGCUCAAGCGGGCUCGUUUCACGCAGUGCAGGCUCUCGUUAAAGCGGGCGCAGAUGUCAACAGUACCGAUAUGUCUUACGGAAGAACUGCUUUGCACGUGGCGGUCGAAGGUGGCCACAACGACAUAGUGAAAUUCCUAUUGGAAAACACCAAGAUAGACGUGAACAAGCGAAACUUCAGCGGCAACACAGCGUUGCACACUGCCGUGGUUACGCCAGGAUCGAAAGCUAAACAAAUCUGUGCUCUUCUACUGAAACACGGUGCCGAUCCACAUAUAAAGAAUUAUCAUCACGAACCGGAAGCACCAAACGUCGAAGAAGACGAAGAGAAUAUAGUAACAAAAAUAAAAAUUGAAGAAGAGGAUUUGGAUUAUAAAAAUGUAGAAGAACAUAGCGGACAAUCGUCGUUCGACUUGGCAUCCAACAAACCAGAUAUCUUGCAGCUCGUUUCUGAAAGUGAUGCAUUCUUAAAAGAAGAAGUGCAAUGUAAAGAAGAAGAUAUAAAUGAUACAGAAAAAGUUUGGAUGGAUGUGCAACAAGAAGUGCAGUUAGCAAACAUAUUGGACAAGACAGAAGGAUGGAAAAAAUUGGUCCAGCAUUUCAACUUUGAUGAUUUUAUAAGAAAAACUAUUGAACAGAGCUCGAUCAGUCCGUCGAUGCUUCUUUUGAAUUAUAUUGGUAUACAAACCAAUACUUCUCUCAGCGAGCUUCGCAACAUAUUAGAAAUUGUUGGCGAAAGAGAAGCUGCUGCAUUCAUGGCUUUUAAAAAAAUGUUAAGUUAUGUAUAAACCGUAUUGUAUGAUGGCAUCAUUACGUCGUCGUAUUGCAUAUUAUUAUUGUUGAUAAGAAAACGUUUAUAUCGGAGAGAUUAACUAAAUUUUUUACUAGGAUUCUUAUCACAUUU
This is a messenger RNA of Pseudomyrmex gracilis, 3211 nucleotides long. RefSeq names its product nuclear factor NF-kappa-B p100 subunit (gene Rel). The transcript has 20 exons. Gene Ontology annotation, molecular function: DNA binding; DNA-binding transcription factor activity; protein binding. NCBI's taxonomy places the organism in Eukaryota, Metazoa, Arthropoda, Insecta, Hymenoptera, Formicidae. Gene Ontology annotation, cellular component: cytoplasm. The record is from RefSeq and is a predicted model, not a curated record. Gene Ontology annotation, biological process: non-canonical NF-kappaB signal transduction; cellular response to stress; regulation of DNA-templated transcription. The coding region runs from base 324 to 3095 and encodes 923 amino acids.